GAGGCUGAGCAGUGUCAGUCCACCAACCUGUCUGUGCAGGGGGGUCUGUUCCGAGCUGCCGCGGCUGAAUUCAACGCACUGUACCUCCUCUGCCAUCCUUUAUUUGACAACAGCCAAAUGAACCAAGCGCUAACGUCGGAGAAAAACAGCUGAUACUCUCGACCACAGAAAUGGCAGACGAUGAAAUAGACUACAAUAUCGUGUUUCCAGAUGCAGGGACUUCGGAGAGACACUGGCAGGGGACAAAGGAGCCAGUUGUGAUUCUGCUGGGCUGGGCUGGUUGCAAAGACAAACACCUCUCCAAGUACAGCUCCAUCUACAAUGAACAGGGAUGUGUCACCAUCCGCUACACAGCUCCCUUGAAAACAGUCUUCAUCUCAGAGUCGUUUGGCUACAAGGAGCUGAGCAGUACGGCCCUGAAGUUGCUGGAGAUCCUCUAUGACUAUGAGGUGGAGAACAGCCCUAUUUUCUUUCACAUAUUCAGCAAUGGUGGCUUCAUGCUGUACCGUUACAUUGUAGAGUUGUUGCACAAAGAUCAGCAGUUCAGCUCCCUGAAUGUGAUUGGGGCCGUAGUGGACAGUGCUCCAGGUAGUGGGAAUGUUCGUGGGGCCCUGCGAGCACUGACGGCCACCCUGGGGCCCAAAAUAACUCCUGUUUUAAGAUACGUCCUCUUAGCCCUUUUUGCAGUGACUGUUUUCCUGCUGCGAAUUGUGCUGUACCCCUUGACCAAGUACAUCCACAAGAACCACUAUGACGCAGUCCAGGAGAGGCCGCCCUCCUGGCCUCAUUUCUACCUGUACUCCAGGGCUGACCAGGUGAUCAGGCACCGGGAUAUCGAGGUCUUUAUGGAGACCCUGAAGCAGAAAGGUGUCCCGGUGGACAGUUUUGAUUUUGUUUCCAGUCCUCAUGUCGGCCAUUUCCGGGAUUUUCCUGAGCAGUAUACUCUGAAGUGCCGCAGUUUCCUGGUUGCUUGCAUGAAGGAUCUGGAAAGGACUGAGGUAAAGAAGAGACAGAGGGUUCAGAAUCAGUGAAACUUGGACAGGAAAAAACAAGAUUUUCCUAACCCUCCAUUGAGCAGUCUUUUCCAGAUUUUGAGCAGAGGUGAAGAACAUCAUCCAGCUUAGUUCUUCUGAGUGGUCUGAAAAAUCGGUUAGAAAAUGAAGCUGACAUUUUUUUGCAAGGCAGCUGGAUUUUGAGUCCUGCAAGUACAAGGUCUUGCUGAUUUUUUUCCAUCCUCGUGCACAUAAAGGGAAGGUUCCACACAUGUGGCUUAGGUGUACUGUGCUUAAUCCAUGUCUGGAAAACCAGCCAUAUUAAACACUGUAAUUCACAUACCCUGAAAGUGUGUGGCACAAUGGCCAAACCCUGCCCACUGCAAUGUUUUUGAAACAGUCUAUACCAUAUGUAUAAACAGUACAAUACAAGCUAUUGCUAUACACUGGAAAAUAAUUCCUUUAGGAUAAUUUAAAUGGUAUUUAAUAUUGCUGUGAAAUGUCAUGCAUUGUAGAUUAGUAGUAGUGAAUCUAAACCUGAGGCUGUGUAUUGGAAAAUCUGUAUCUCCUGUUUAUAAAAUUUGCAAUGUAUUUAUGGUUUUAGUCUCACAAUUUGUCAUUAAAAUGAGUUCACAAGGGUGCUUACAAUUGAAGGCAACUGUCAAAAAUUAAUAACUAUCACAUUUUCAAAAAUAUGAAGGACACAAAAUUGUUGCCUUAAACAGUAAAUGCCUUUUCGAUUUUAUUUUACUCUUUGGUCCAUAUAAUUGUAGAAUACCCAGCCCUAAUAUGUGAUACACAAUUGAUUUAGUUCAAGGAAAAAGGUGAUUGACAAUGAAUGUAUUUGUCCAGCACAACUAUUGUGUUAUUUCUAACUGAUGUGCCUUCAAUAAAUAAGAAUGCUUAUG
Chelmon rostratus (copperband butterflyfish) is the source of this 1900-nucleotide messenger RNA. It is a transcript of the gene tmem53, whose product is annotated as transmembrane protein 53. The coding region runs from base 171 to 1031 and encodes 286 amino acids. The transcript is spliced from 3 exons. The record is from RefSeq and is a predicted model, not a curated record. NCBI's taxonomy places the organism in Eukaryota, Metazoa, Chordata, Actinopteri, Chaetodontiformes, Chaetodontidae.